CACAUAGCGAAGCCCAACGCUUAACCUGCGCACCACAGGAGAUCCAUUCACCCAAAAUAGAAAAGCAAAGAACAGAGAAGAAAAACAGAAACGAGCUGAAGUAAAAAGGUUUUCGGACGAGUCAGACUCAGUCCUUCCCAUUUCUACACUCAAGUCAGAAUCCUCUUCCAGAAACUCUCCUCCGGCCGGAGCGCAGCGCACCUGAAGCAGAGACGAAACCGAGCUGGAUGAGAUUCUAGUCUCAACAUGUAUAUAAAACAGGUAAUCAUUGAAGGGUUUAAGAGUUACCGGGAGCAAGUAGCCACCGAGACUUUCAGUCCAAAAGUCAACUGUGUUGUGGGCGCUAAUGGAUCUGGAAAAUCGAACUUUUUCCAUGCGAUUCGUUUUGUGCUAAGUGACCUCUUUCAAAACCUGCGAAGUGAAGAUAGGCACACUCUACUGCAUGAAGGUGCUGGACACCAAGUGUUAUCUGCCUUUGUGGAGAUUGUUUUCGAUAAUUCAGAUAAUCGCAUCCCGGUGGAUAAGGAGGAAGUGCGUCUGCGUAGAACAAUUAGUUCAAAAAAAGAUGAGUAUUUCCUGGAUGGAAAACAUAUUACGAAAACUGAAGUUAUGAAUUUGUUGGAAAGUGCUGGUUUCUCUCGCUCAAACCCGUAUUAUGUAGUGCAGCAAGGAAAGAUUGCAUCGUUAACAUUAAUGAAAGAUUCUGAGCGUCUGGAUUUAUUGAAAGAAAUCGGUGGAACACGAGUAUACGAAGAGAGACGUCGUGAAAGUUUGAAAUUAAUGCAAGAAACAGGCAAGUGCGAGUUUAUUCAAUAUUCAGGAAAUAAAAGGAAGCAGAUAGUGCAAGUUGUUCAAUACUUGGACGAGAGACUGAAGGAACUGGAUGCAGAGAAAGAUGAGCUGAGGAAGUAUCAACAGCUUGAUAAGCAGCGUAAAUCUCUUGAGUACACAAUUUAUGAUAAAGAACUCCAGGAUGCUCGGCAGAAAUUGAAAGAGGUUGAGGACGCUCGAAACAGGGUAUCAGAAACUUCAGCCAAGAUGCAUUACAAUGUGUUGGAUGCCCAUGAAAAGUCUAAGGACUUGGACACACAAAUGAAGGAUCUCACGAAAGAACUUCAAGGAUUGAAUAAAGAGAGAGAGGCUGUGGAGAAGCAACACAGUCAAGCAAUAAAGAAACUGACAGAGCUUCAGCUUGAUGUGAAAGAUAUGCAAGAGAGGAUGUCAGGAGCUAACCAAGCCAAAGACGAUGCGGGGCGCCAGCUGAAAAGUGUUGAAAAAGAAAUUCAAGAUUCGGUGAAGGAGCUUGAAAAAAUUAGCCCAUCAUACGAGGAACAAGUUCAAAAAGAAAAGGAGAUUACAAAAGGAAUAAUGGAUCGUGAGAAGCAGCUUAGCAUACUUUAUCAGAAGCAAGGUCGAGCUACACAAUUUGCCUCCAAAGCUGAUCGUGACAAAUGGCUUCAGAAGGAAAUUGAGGACCUGCAACGGGUCCUUUCUUCAAAUUUGGCUCAGUUGCAGGAGAAAAAGCUUCAGCAGGAAAUUAAUAAACUCAAUGUGGACUUAGCAACUCAAGAUGCAUACAUUACGGAUCGCAAGGCUGACAUUGAAAAAAUUCAGUCUCAUAUUUCUCAGUCACGAAAAGGAUUCAGUAACCAUAAAGAUCAGAGAGAUAAGCUGCAUGAUGAGCGAAAGGCAUUGUGGGGAAAGGAAAAUGCCCUUGAUGCUGAAAUUGAUAAGCUGAAGACAGAACUUGAGAAAGCAAAGAAGAGUCUUGAUCAUGCGACUCCUGGUGAUGUUAGGCGAGGACUUAAUUCUAUGCGGCGUAUCUGUAGAGAACAUAAUAUCACAGGGGUUUUUGGGCCAAUUAUCGAGUUGCUUGAUUGUGAUGAAAAGUUCUUUACAGCUGUGGAAGUUACUGCUGGAAAUAGCCUUUUUCAUGUGGUCGUUAAGGAUGAUGGAGUGUCAACCCAAAUAAUCAGACAGCUUAAUGCUCAGAAGGGUGGACGAGUUACGUUUAUACCUCUGAAUAGGAUUAAGGCUCCAAGGGUGAACUACCCAACAAAUUCUGAUGAUGUGGUAGCCCUAAAAAAGAAGUUGAAGUUCAAGGAAAGUUUCGACCCUGCAUUUCAACAGGUAUUUGGUAGAACAGUGAUAUGCCGAGAUUUGGAUGUUGCCACAAGGAUUGCUAGGACUGAUGGUCUGGACUGCAUAACAUUGGAAGGUGAUCAAGUAAGUAAGAAAGGUGGUAUGACUGGUGGAUUUUACGACCACCGCCGCUCAAAAUUGAGGUUCAUGAAUGCUAUCAUCCAGAAUCAGAAUUCGAUACAAGCGAAAGAGAAAGACCUAGAGCGGAAAAUCACAGAGCUGGUAACAGAGCAGCAGAAAAUUGAUGCUGAGCAGGGACAUGAUAAAACAAAAUUGGAGCAGCUGAAGCAGGAUAUUGCUAACGCCAAUAAGCAAAAGGAAUUGUAUUCUAAAGCUCUGGACAAGAAGGAAAAAUCGAUUGCGGAUGUAAGGAACCAAAUAGAGCAGCUUAGAGCCAGUAUGGCUGUGAAACAGGAUGAAAUGGGCACAGAACUCAUUGACCACCUAACGCCAGAGGAAAAAAACCUUCUAUCGCGUCUGAACCCCGAAAUAAGUGAUUUAAAGCAGGAGCUCAUCAGGUGUCGAGCAGAACGUGUUGAGACUGAAACGAGAAAGGCAGAGUUGGAGACUAAUCUUACCACUAACCUCAAAAGGAGAAAACAAGAACUGGAAGCCAUUUUAUCCUCUCCAGAAGAUGAUGCGUUGAAUACCGAUGCUGCAUUGAAGGCACAGGAAUUAGAGGAAGCUGAAUCACUGGUGGAUGCUGCGAAAGAGGAGCUCAAAAGAGUUUCUGCCACCAUAAAUGACAUAAAGAAGCAGCUGAAGAAGAUAAAAGAUGAAAAGAUAAAAUUGCAGACAUCAGAAGAAACCUAUGAGAGGACACUCCAGGAAGAAGCUAAGGAACUGGAGCAGCUACUGAGUAAAAGAAAUGUACUUCUUGCUAAGCAAGAGGAGUACUCCAACAAAAUUAGGGAAUUGGGUCCACUUUCAUCUGAUGCUUUUGACACGCAUAAGCGAAAGAAUAUCAAAGAGUUGCAGAGAAUCCUCCAUAGAUGCAAUGAGGAACUACAAAAGUUUAGUCAUGUAAACAAGAAGGCACUAGAUCAAUAUGUCAAUUUCUGGGAGCAACGAGAAGAACUUCAGAAAAGGCAAGCUGAACUAGAUGCAGGUGAUGAGAAAAUCAAAGAGCUGAUAACAGUUCUGGAUCAGCGGAAGGAUGAAUCUAUAGAGCGUACUUUCAAAGGUGUUGCUAGGCAUUUUCGAGAAGUGUUUUCUGAACUUGUCCAAGGGGGUCAUGGCCAUCUGGUUAUGAUGAAGAAGAAGGUUUGUGUAGACAAUUUUCAGUUCAUCAAAAUUUGGAUUCUUCGAAUUGCUGAAGUGCUGGAUAUGAUUUGGUUACACCCCACCCCCCUCAAAGGCUAGGUGACUGAAUGAAGUUUACUAAUGCCUUGCUCUAAUUUUGCCUCUUUGUACUGAUGUUUGGCUCUAUAACUUUUUCUCAAUUAGUGUUUUCUGAUUUGCUAAUCCCAAAUGCAUUCUGCUUGCAAUGGUUGAAGUCUAUGCUUGGAUUUAUAGCGACUAUAACUUGCUUUUGAAUUUCUUAUAUCAACUACUUACAUAGGACGGUGAUCAAGAGGAUGACGACGACGAAGAUGAUGGGCCUCGUGCAGCUGAUUUGGAAGGCAGAGUAGAGAAAUACAUUGGUGUGAAAGUAAAGGUUUCUUUCACAGGGCAAGGAGAGACACAGUCGAUGAAGCAGUUGUCCGGGGGCCAGAAAACGGUCGUUGCUAUGACAUUGAUCUUCGCUAUACAGCGUUGUGACCCUGCUCCUUUCUAUCUUUUCGAUGAGAUCGAUGCGGCACUUGAUCCCCAGUACCGAACAGCGGUUGGAAAUAUGAUACGCCGGCUGGCUGACAUGGCAAGCACCCAAUUCAUAACGACGACAUUCAGGCCGGAGCUGGUGAAAGUUGCUGACAAGAUAUAUGGGGUGACACAUAAGAACAGAGUGAGCCGGGUGAACGUCGUGUCCAAGGACGAUGCCAUAGAUUUCGUGGAGCGCGACCAGUCCCACAAUGCCGAGUAGAGGGUACGAGGCUCUGCAGUUUUCCUCUGGGAAAUAGCUAACCAUGUAAAUGGUAGAAGUACAAAAGUAGGAUGGAAGGAGGGAAGCGUGUUUAUAUUGCAGUUGACCAAGGAACCUCUUUAUGUUCCCUGGGAUUACUAUCUACUGUUUCUUCUGUGCUUAAAGCUAAAAUUGGUAUUAGUCAAAGUUGAUGUAGUAGACCUGGAUUUCAAGGCAUCCACAUAGACAUAGUUCAACUACAAUCUCGGCUAAAUCUACUCUUGCAGACUGGAUUUAUAUCUAAUUCAUAUUUCAUACAGCAGAUCAUGCCGGUGCCGCACAUUCUCCAGAUCCCGUCGUCUCCUAUCCCGCAGUACUGGCCGGAAGACAGUCCAGCAUUCAACACAUGUACAACCACCACUACUAUUAGGGGUGGCUAUACGUUCCGGCCAGCCCUAACUACUUUUAAUAUUGCUACUUUCGUAGUUAACCUCUCCAUCAUCAACUUGUUUUCUUCUCUCUUUUCCUUUGUGAAUUGUAGGAAAGUAGAUAAUGGGAAAGGAUGGGUUGAUGUGGCCACAACAAACAUGGAUGUAUAUGUACGUAUUUAUACUCGUACGUAGAUGCGGAGGUUGACGAUGGAGUUUGGAAUGUGCACGUUUCUGUGAGUGUAUUCUAUUCGGAGUUCAGGGUAUCUGGUAUGCAUUCCAUUUGGUGGCAACGGUUUCGAUUGACAAAAUGUAAUCUAUGUUUGGGGGCUUCUUUGUCGUCGCAUGCCAAUAUGCGGAUUGGAAGGUGGACACUGAUGUGGGAUAUUAAUUAUUUGUCCAAUCGAGUGACGGUAUUUACACCC
Molecule: messenger RNA, 4997 nt
Organism: Linum tenue
Lineage: Eukaryota; Viridiplantae; Streptophyta; Magnoliopsida; Malpighiales; Linaceae
Source: the annotation of a GenBank genome assembly